Messenger RNA from Carcharodon carcharias (great white shark), 2585 nucleotides. RefSeq names its product gelsolin-like. NCBI's taxonomy places the organism in Eukaryota, Metazoa, Chordata, Chondrichthyes, Lamniformes, Lamnidae. The coding region runs from base 161 to 2383 and encodes 740 amino acids. Gene Ontology annotation, biological process: actin polymerization or depolymerization; actin filament severing; barbed-end actin filament capping. Gene Ontology annotation, cellular component: actin cytoskeleton; cytoplasm. The transcript has 18 exons. The record is from RefSeq and is a predicted model, not a curated record. Gene Ontology annotation, molecular function: actin filament binding; phosphatidylinositol-4,5-bisphosphate binding.
CUUUGUGGAGAGGGCAAUUGAGUUGUGGGAGCAGGAGGGCGGAACCAUUUGGCUAAAUCCUACCGGCGCAUCAGCUACUUCAGACUUUGGUCUGAUCAUCGUGUGUUUUCCUUGGGGCCAGUUGUUUCUGAGCAUCAAGUGACAUUGUGAGGCUCCCACAAUGGUUUACCAUCCUGAGUUUGAAAAUGCCGGAAAGGAGCCUGGUCUACAGAUCUGGAGGGUGGAAAAGUUGGAUCUCGUUGCUGUGCCCAAAAACCUUUAUGGAGACUUCUUCACCGGAGAUGCCUAUCUUGUAAUGCGCACCAUUAAACAGCGGUCUGGAAACUUGCAGUAUGAUCUGCAUUUCUGGCUGGGUGAUUCGUGUUCGCAGGAUGAGAAGGGAGCUGCAGCCAUAUUCACUGUGCAGUUGGAUGAUUAUCUUGAUGGAAAGCCUGUCCAGUACAGAGAGGUGCAGGGCCAUGAGUCCAAUAUCUUUCUGGGCAACUUCAAGUCUGGCAUCAAAUACAAGGCUGGAGGGGUGGCAUCAGGUUUCUCCCAUGUGGUGCCCAAUGAGGUAACUGUGCAACGGUUGCUCCAUCUGAAGGGCCGCAGAGUGGUGCGGGCAUUGGAAGUCCCCUUGUCUUGGGAUAGUUUCAACACAGGGGACUGUUUCAUCGUUGACCUGGGGAAUGAAAUCUUUCAGUGGUGUGGCUCCAAGUGCAAUAGAUUUGAGCGGCUAAAGGCCACAUACAUAGCCAAGGGUAUCCGUGACAAUGAGAGAAGUGGCCGUGCCACUCUGCGUGUGAUGGAAGAAGGAAGGGAGUCAGAAAAACUGCUGGAGGUUCUUGGACCAAAACCGGAUCUGCCGGAAGGAACUGAUGACAACAUAAAAGUUGACGCAUCCAACAGGAAACUGGCUAAGUUGUACAAGGUUACGAAUGCCACUGGUGAAGUUCAGAUAAACCUGAUGUCUGCAGAGAAUCCGUUUAAACAGACCAUAUUGGACUCUGAAGACAGCUUCAUCCUGGACAAUGGAUCCAAUGGGCAGAUCUUUGUGUGGAAAGGUAAAAAAGCUAAUCAAGAAGAACGGAAAGCUGCCCUGAAAGCGGCUGAAGACUUCAUUACAAAAAUGGGAUAUCCCAAACACACCCAGGUUCAGAUUCUGCCAGAGACUGGAGAGACUCCACUGUUCAAGCAAUUCUUCAAGAAUUGGGUUGAUCUGUAUCAGACUGAGGGAAUGGGAACCGCCUACAUCUCCGGGCAGAUUGCCAAAAUUGAAAAAGUGCCUUUUGAUGCUGCAACUUUGCACGAUUCUCCUGCCAUGGCUGCCCAGCAUGGAAUGGUGGAUGAUGGGUCUGGAGAGAAAAUGAUCUGGCGCAUUGAAGGCAGUGACAAAGUGCCCGUUGACUCGAGCGCUUACGGCCAGUUCUACGGAGGAGACUGCUACAUUAUUCAGUACACGUAUAACUUUUCUGGAAGACAGGGAAACAUCAUCUAUUACUGGCUAGGUGGUGAUUCGUCCCAAGAUGAAAUGGGUCAUGCUGCUAUCUUGACAGCCCAGCUGGAUGAGGAGCUGGGAGGUGGCCCAGUUCAGGGAGCUGAUGGUUCCCGAAUCAUUAACCAGGUGCGUGUGGUCCAGGGGAAGGAGCCGGCCCACUUGAUGAGCAUGUUUGGAGGAAAGCCGAUGGUGAUUUACAAAGGUGGGACCUCCAGAGAAGGUGGCGAGUCUGCGCCUGCUGAUAAUCGCUUGUUUCAAGUGCGGACUAGUAGCUCUGGAUCCACCAGAGCAGUGGAGGUCGAAACUGUUGCCUCCAACCUGAAUUCAAAUGAUGUCUUUGUCCUGAAGACUCCUGGAUCAUCCUUCAUCUGGGCUGGCCAGGGAGCAAGUGAUGCUGAGAAGCAAGGAGGCCAGCAGCUUCUUGACAUCCUAGGAGUCAGUGCCUCUGAAAUUGCUGAGGGCAGUGAGCCAGACGAAUUCUGGGAUAUCUUGGGUGGGAAGGCAGAUUAUCGCACAUCACCAAGACUGAAGAGCAAAAUGGACGUCCAUCCUCCUCGCCUCUUCGCAUGUUCUAACAAGACUGGGCGCUUCAUUAUUGAAGAAGUGCCUGGUGAGCAGGUCCAGGAUGAUCUAGCCACUGAUGAUGUCAUGAUUCUUGAUACCUGGGACCAGGUGUUUGUCUGGAUAGGUAAUGAAGCUCAAGAGGAAGAAAAAGCAGAGGCCCCAAAAUCUGCUAAAGAGUACAUUGAGAGUGAUCCUUCCAACAGGGAUAAGAGGACUCCAAUAGCGAUUGUCAAACAAGGGUUUGAGCCACCUUCGUUCACUGGCUGGUUCCUGGGGUGGGACUACGAUUAUUGGAGUGUUGACCCCUUCCAGCGGGCCAUGGAUGAACUUGCAGUGUCUUAAAUUCCCAGGAGCGUCUGACAUCUGCGCUUUUGAUCUCACCUAAGGAGCUUUGAAGUUAUAAAUGUUAAGUUUUGCCAACAACGGGCACUGCUGCUUCACCCACACUUUGUCUGUGCAAUAUUUAGGCUGUGCAUUGGCAUAUGUAAUAUGAUACCCUGUGCUUCCAAAGCAUUCUAUAAUAAAGAUUGACAUUUUGAGAGCA